Messenger RNA from Manduca sexta (tobacco hornworm), 1095 nucleotides. RefSeq lists its product as uncharacterized. The transcript has 2 exons. The record is from RefSeq and is a predicted model, not a curated record. Bases 82 to 795 code for a protein of 237 amino acids. Gene Ontology annotation, cellular component: transcription regulator complex; nucleus. Gene Ontology annotation, biological process: regulation of transcription by RNA polymerase II. Gene Ontology annotation, molecular function: DNA binding. Lineage: Eukaryota; Metazoa; Arthropoda; Insecta; Lepidoptera; Sphingidae.
CGAGGCUAGCAACACUGCGGCGUGCAGCAAACUUCAGUCCCUUGUGCGGUACGACACGAGUGCGCCGCGUCACGCAUCACAAUGAAAGACGAUCUGAAUUUUUUGAUCGAAUUUAUUAAAGAAGUUGAGUCACAUCCGUGUUUGUACGACUGUGGCAAUAUUGAUUAUGUCAACAAACACGCAACGGAGACGGCAUGGGCUGAAAUUGCAAAGAAAUUACACGAAAGUGCUAUUGACUGCAAAACUAAAUGGAGAUCUACUAGAUCAAGUUACAUCCGAAGUCUUCAUCCAACUAAAGAUGGCCCGAAAAAAGAAUAUUACUUGGCCCCCUAUUUGGCCUUUUUAAAUCCGUUCAUUAGAUUCAGAUAUGAUGAAGAUGCUAUAAAUUCUUCUCCAAACCAACCUAUAGAAGUUUACAUUAGUGAUGGACAAAUCGAAGCCAAUUUGAAACAUGAAGAAGACGAGGAAGAAACAGAAACUGAGAAUAUCAAUGGCUCAAAGAUUCCACAUAAUCAAUAUUUAAAUACACGAAAGGAAACAACUCAUAGAAAGAAAAUAGCAAAGUUAAAGAGGAAUUCAAAUAAACAUUGCAUGAAUGAAGCUGAUAAUAGCCAUGUGGAAAAUGUUACUGAGUCUAUUGAAAGUGACCUAAAUAACGGAGACUCGUACGAACUUUACGUAAAAAGUUUACUUCCCCACUUAAGGUCUAUGACGGAGCGACAAUAUUUUGCUUUCCAAAGAGGCGUAAUAGAUCUUAUCGAGAAUAUUAAAUAUUCAGAUACUAGUAAAAGUUAAAAUGUAAUGGGCUAUUAAUAAAUUAUUGCAACUUAUGUUUUUCUUGUUUUAUAAUGAUUUAUUUUGUUUACGCGAAAGUUCGACAUCGUAAUAAAACUGGUUUUCGGGUUUUAUCGCGGUUUUUUGUAUUUUAAUUUUGUCUCGACGUUUUGAAGACUGCAGCCUUCAUGGUCACGAGGUGGACUGAGGUGUAGGUCGUCCGAAAAUUUCAACGUUACAAUGUCUACCAAUUUUUUUACAAUUAUAUAUAUUUUUUGAAACGUCUAGGGAGAGUUUAUUAAACUGCAAUAAAGCCGAAAG